Hyaloscypha bicolor E is the source of this 1662-nucleotide messenger RNA. RefSeq names its product ARM repeat-containing protein. Gene Ontology annotation, cellular component: nucleus; cytoplasm; nucleoplasm. The transcript has 3 exons. Gene Ontology annotation, molecular function: nuclear import signal receptor activity; protein binding. The record is from RefSeq and is a predicted model, not a curated record. NCBI's taxonomy places the organism in Eukaryota, Fungi, Ascomycota, Leotiomycetes, Helotiales, Hyaloscyphaceae. Gene Ontology annotation, biological process: NLS-bearing protein import into nucleus. Bases 1 to 1662 code for a protein of 553 amino acids.
AUGGCCGAACGCUACAUCCCUGAGCAUCGUCGGACUCAAUUCAAGGCGAAGAACACCUUCAAGCCUGAAGAGCUGAGACGCCGUCGUGAAGAGCAACAAGUCGAGAUCCGCAAGGCCAAGCGUGAAGAAAACCUAGCAAAGCGACGAGGUAUCACCGGCGGAGAUGGAUCUCGUCCGGGGGCGUCUCUCGGCGCAGAGCCAGACAGUGACGAUGAUACCGCCCCAACAGAGAGUCAGCUGAACGAAGAUCUCCCUCAAAUGGUUGCGGGCGUCUUCUCUGAUCAGAUCGAUCUCCAAAUUCAAGCCACUACAAAAUUCCGAAAACUCCUGUCGAAAGAGCGAAAUCCACCCAUCGAAGAGGUUAUCAAGACCGGAGUUGUUGGUCGAUUUGUCGAAUUCCUCCACUCGCCCCACACGUUGGUACAAUUUGAAGCUGCCUGGGCUCUUACCAACAUUGCUUCUGGAUCUGCGCAACAAACACAGGUCGUUAUUGAGGCUGGAGCCGUUCCUAUAUUCGUUGAGCUGCUUGGUAGUCACGAGCCCGAUGUUAGAGAGCAGGCUGUUUGGGCCCUGGGAAACAUUGCUGGUGAUAGCCCAUCAUGCCGGGAUUACGUUUUGAGUUGUGGUGCUCUGAAGCCACUCCUGAACCUGUUGGGUGACAGCCGAAAGUUGAGCAUGCUCCGCAAUGCAACCUGGACCCUCAGCAAUUUCUGCCGUGGCAAGACUCCCCAGCCCGAUUGGAACACCAUUUUGCCCGCUCUCCCAGUCUUGGCUAAGCUUGUCUACUCCUUGGACGAUGAAGUUUUGAUAGAUGCUUGCUGGGCUAUUUCAUAUUUGUCUGACGGUGCCAACGACAAGAUCCAGGCUGUCAUUGAAGCUGGCAUUCCUCGUCGUCUCGUCGAGCUGCUCAUGCACGCUUCAACAUCUGUUCAGACUCCUGCUCUUCGGUCCGUGGGCAACAUUGUUACUGGUGAUGAUAUCCAGACCCAGGUGAUCAUCAACUGUGGUGCACUCCCAGCUCUCUUGUCUCUCUUGAGCUCCGGAAAGGAUGGAAUUCGCAAGGAGGCUUGCUGGACCAUCUCCAACAUCACUGCUGGAAACUCCACCCAAAUCCAAGCUGUUAUCGACGCAAACAUUAUUCCGCCGCUUAUCCACCUCCUGUCCAAUGGCGACUUGAAGACUCGCAAGGAAGCAUGCUGGGCCAUCUCAAACGCUACCUCUGGUGGACUCCAGAAGCCCGAGCAAAUCAGAUACCUGGUCAACCAGGGCUGCAUCAAGCCAUUGUGUGAUCUCCUUGCUUGCCCUGAUAACAAGAUUAUCCAAGUCGCCCUUGACGGUCUUGAGAACAUUCUGAAGGUUGGUGAGAUGGACAAGGAUGCCGCUGGAGAGGGACAAGAGAGCAUCAACAGAUAUGCCUUGUUCAUUGAGGAAUGUCACGGCAUGGAGAAAAUCCAUGACUGCCAGACCAAUGCCAAUGAAGAAAUCUACAUGAAGGCAUACAACAUGAUUGAGAAGUACUUCUCCGACGAAGACGACGCGGGUGAUGAGAUCGCACCACAAGUAGAGAGCGGACAAGGUACCUUUGGUUUCGGCGCCAAUGGCCCACAAGGUGGCGCAGGAUUCAACUUCGCCAGUGCCAACGGCGAUUCGAUGGAUAUGUAA